AUGAAUAUACGUAUUUUUAACUAGGCUAUUGAGGUUGUAAAUACAAAAUUUCCUAAUUCAAAAUAUUUAGAAUACAGUGAUUAUUGUGAUGUUUUCAACCCAAUUUUGGAAAUUUGGACAUAACCUGUAUUCUCGCUCUUGUCUUCUAAAUCAACAUUAGAAGGAGCAAACGACAUUUAUGAAUCAUUAGCUGUUUUGGUAAUAUAAUGAAUUAACUGAAAGACAAUAUUUAGCGAUGAAGAAUAAGAACUUAAAUUAUAAUUCAUAUUCUAAUUAUUCGAUACAGAUAAGUCAGGUGAAAUAGAAAAAACUGAACUAAUUGUGGCUUUAGAGACUUGUAUUCGUGGUUUAUGUAAGUUAGUUUAUUUACCUGCUCCUUCAAUAAAAGACAUCGAUUUUUAUGCAGAACGAUUAUUUCUAGAAUUAGAUANUCAUAUUGUAUAAAUAUUAUACAAUCUUUUUCUAUUCAAACAUUACUAAUCUCCUUUAAUCCUUUUUCUACCCACUCUAUUCAUUUCUUUUUUAAUCCUAUUCAUAUUUAAUCUCUGUUCUCUAAAAUCCCUUCAAAUCUCUAUUUCCCAAAAAUAAUCCUUCUAUUUUUGA
Messenger RNA from Paramecium sonneborni, 603 nucleotides. The record is from the annotation of a GenBank genome assembly. Lineage: Eukaryota; Ciliophora; Oligohymenophorea; Peniculida; Parameciidae.